CCGCCCUCGGCCGGCGCGGGCCUCGCUCGGUUUAGCCUCGCCGCCCGCCUCGGCAGCUGACUGGGAUCGCGGCCGAAAUCAGCUUCUGGUGGCCCGGCUUCCGCGGAAAGGCCGGGACGGCGGUUGCCGGGAGGACUGCGCCGCCCUGCGCGGCGUCUCUUAGGUUUCUGCUGCCCCGGCCUGCACCCGCGUCUCUGUCUCAGUGGAGAGCAAGGAGUUUGCCCCCAUGCUAAAUAAAACUAACGCCUUUCAAAGCAGUGGUGGUGUUCACUUAAGAUAGUUUAUCCACGAUAGCUGUUAACACCAAUGCCUGCUGCAGAGAUACUGAGGGUUUAGGAGCAGACCUCUUCCUCUGCUUAUACCUUUUACAUUUUAAGCCAGCAGAAUACAAGUGGUGCCUUUCAGACACCGAGGUUUCCCCUGCGCAAGCCUCCAAGGAGCAGUCUUCUGUCUCGUGUCCCACAUGGGUAGCUCUUCUGCAUCAAUCCGUGUGUGCAGGCUGCUUGGAGUGAUGGGUCUCGAGAAACAGAUGAAAGAAAGAUUUUGCCUCUCCAAGUACAUCCCAAAUAUAGCCUGGAAAGAGGUGGUAUCCAGAGGAGACCAUACUGAAGCAGACAGGAUGGGAAACCUGAGAGCUCAACACACAAAAGUUUGGGGUGUCUUUUCCAUCUUCCUAAACAGUGAAAUGCAUUUCCCAGAUUUUUACUCUGGAUUGGGAUUUAAGCCCAAAUUUUCCUCACUGUACCACUGCUGCUGAAAAUUAAAACAGAAUCAAAACCAGAAAUCUCAGUAGACAUCAAGCAAAUGUUGUCCUCCUGCUGUCCUUCCAGCUCCAACUGGUCUUACCUGUAGCUUAUGGGGAUUGUACCCUAUGGGGUUGUAAAUGGAGGCAGUUCUUCCCUGCUACUUCCCUGGCCCAUGCUCAGCUCUUCGUCUGAGGAAGACUAGAUAUGUCACUCUGGGACCUGUCCACUGAGGACAAAACACUCCUGCUGUCUUUAGUCUUUACUUAGCUGAUUGUUUUGCCUGUGAUCUGCCCGGCUGCUGGGAGCAAAACAGCAUGAACUCAGGAGAUCACUCCUGGCCCCAGCCUCUGGAGACAGAGCUCCCAGCUGAGGGAUGGGUUGUUUUCCAUGUUCUUUUUGGUGAAAUCCCCCAGGGCCUUGAAAUUGUAGAGUGAAGCAAUUAGCUUAGCACAAUUUAUUACAAGUGAUAGUGCAGGAUGCAAAAACAACAAAGAACUGUAGAGAGGAUCAGGAGAAAUGUCUCUGUCAGGUCAGAGGCCAGAGUCCAAAACAGAUGUGGUGAAGGACAUGAAUUUUUCUGAGCCAAAAAAUCAUCAGCAAGGUCCCCAGGAAAAACAGCCGAUACUUUAUAGCUAUUUCCGAAGUUCCUGCUCUUGGAGAGUGAGAAUUGCACUGGCUCUGAAAGGGAUUGCCUAUGAUGUGGUGCCAGUGAACCUCCUGAAGGAUGGGGGACAGCAGUUUUCUGCUGAAUUCAAGGCAGUGAAUCCAAUGCAGCAAGUCCCAGCCUUGAAAAUUGAUGGCAUCACCCUUUCUCAGUCACUAGCUAUAAUUCAUUACCUAGAAGACACCUGUCCUAACCCCAGGCUCCUGCCCCAAGAUCUGAAGAAGAGAGCCCAAGUCAGAAUGAUCGCAGAUCAUAUUGUUUCUGGCAUUCAGCCACUUCAGAACCUAAGCGUCCUGAAACAAAUGGGGGAGAAAAAAAUGGAAUGGGCUCAGAACUGCAUUGCAUCUGGCUUCCAAGCACUGGAGCAGACUCUAGAGCACACUGCUGGGCGCUACUGUGUGGGGGAUGAAGUCUCCAUGGCUGAUCUGUGCUUGGUGCCCCAAGUUUUCAAUGCUGAAAGAUUCAAAGUGGACAUGGGUCCAUAUCCCACAAUAACCAGAAUAAACAAAGCUCUCCUGGAGUUAGAGGCAUUCAAAGUAAGCCACCCAUCCCUGCAGCCAGAUACUCCUGCAGAGCUGCGAGCUUGAAGCCUUUCUACUCAUCACAUCAAGGGCUUCUUCUUUCUCCCAUCUACAGAAAGAGCAUCAGGGAACCGGUGUAC
This is a messenger RNA of Haliaeetus leucocephalus (bald eagle), 2071 nucleotides long. It is a transcript of the gene GSTZ1, whose product is annotated as glutathione S-transferase zeta 1. The transcript has 10 exons. Lineage: Eukaryota; Metazoa; Chordata; Aves; Accipitriformes; Accipitridae. Bases 1263 to 1997 code for a protein of 244 amino acids. Gene Ontology annotation, molecular function: glutathione transferase activity; maleylacetoacetate isomerase activity. Gene Ontology annotation, biological process: L-phenylalanine catabolic process; glutathione metabolic process. Gene Ontology annotation, cellular component: mitochondrion; cytoplasm. The record is from RefSeq and is a predicted model, not a curated record.